Molecule: messenger RNA, 1612 nt
Organism: Pocillopora verrucosa
Lineage: Eukaryota; Metazoa; Cnidaria; Anthozoa; Scleractinia; Pocilloporidae
Source: RefSeq, a predicted model, not a curated record
GUCAAACGCAACGACUCUGAAAUGGAAACGCAAAUACUCAGGUUUUCGAACUCAGCAAAGUUUAACGUUUCUAAUUCAAAUGCGUUGCUCUCUCGGAGAGAUUCAAUGGCUGUCAUUCAUUCGGAUCUGUCUUAUUCCAGUGCGGUGAAUAACAAUACUCUCUAUCUGUUGAUUUUGCCCUUUUCAACCAAAGAGCUGGAAAUUGAUCGUGUACUGGAGGACAAAGACAAACAUUCCGCGAGGAAGUUGAGUGAUUUUCUUCGUUCAAGGAAACAAUUUCAUGGUGCAACUUGUAUGCAACAACAAGAAAGCCAUGAAAUGAAAGCCUCUGGAAAUUUCACGUUGGAUCAAUCUUGGUGUCGUUUUGUGAAAAAAAUGUGGAGCGUUCACAUUAGGAAUACAGGCCCUGUAAAAAACCUCACGCUACAAAAGUCUCUCAGGCUUGACUCCGACAGUGAAACUGGGACAACUUACGCGCUUGUACAAACCUGCAAUAUAGUGCAAAGUCCAUUUGUAAUAAGGAAGGAUGUGUUUCAGAAAAUUGGAGGAUUAAUCGAAGGUUUUGGGAAAUUAUCCUUAUUGGAGUUUUUUCUACGAUCAAAGGGCGAAUUGAAGAUUGCAAAGCUUGGUUCUUGCACGUGGACACCCAAAAUCAAGCGUACGGAUCGAGGAAAUUUGAAAGGCUCAAAGGAGGUCCCUGAAUAUGCAAAUUUUGCCAAUAAACAUACGGUACUUCGGAUCGUAACGGAGAAUAGAAUAGAAUGGACGGCUUGUGUCGCAAACUGGAAGAUGUGCCCGGAGAAACCCUAUGUAGAGCCACGAGGUCUACCCGGCGUAGCUACACCAAUAUGUUGCAGCACUGUUUUAUGGAAAAUGCUAAGCGAUUUUGUAAAAGGGCUAAACAAACUGGGGCUAGAAUACCGAAUUGUUGAUGGCACCUUGUUAGGGGCUAUCAGGAGUAAAGCGAUCAUACCGUGGACAUACGACAUAGAUAUUGCAUUACCGACCUCUGUGUAUAAAAAUGCUUCAACGUAUACUGCUCUUGAAAAGGUUCUCGAAAACCAGUACUAUAUAGGUUGGUCUUUCAUGAACAUGCCCAGGGGGCAUAUUCUUGUGCCCCCGUACAUCGACGUAAAUACAGCCCCUUAUUUUGACGGGCCUGAGGACUUAGAAGGCAAAACAUUAUUUAGUAGUGAACUGGAAGAAGCAGUGAAGGGAAUGUUGCCAGUGUCUCAGGAUUGGAGAGAACGUGGCUAUGUAGAUUUUUAUGAGGCAGGUCAAGCCUUGAUGAAUGGAUCGUCCAUUGUCACCAUCAACAAUAAACAAUUCGUGACCGUGAAAGAUGUGAAUAAAAUGUUGAGUACAAAUUACGGCAAGAACUAUCGGCAACCAGCAUUAAAAGGAGAAUGGUUCGGUUUGUCAGACAACAUCGAUUCCUGAAGGAAAUAACUUAGAUAUAGUCUAGAUUCUAGGAAUAAUGCGGCGACGAGUUUGCGUCGGAUUAGGGACCUUAAAAGGAGAAGGGACGACAAAUCUGAGAAAAAAUCGAUUAAAAACGAAUGUAUCACAACAGGGUAGUUGUGUCAGAAUCGGUCAUUAUGGUUCGCGAUCU